This is a messenger RNA of Gryllus bimaculatus (two-spotted cricket), 2682 nucleotides long. NCBI's taxonomy places the organism in Eukaryota, Metazoa, Arthropoda, Insecta, Orthoptera, Gryllidae. The record is from the annotation of a GenBank genome assembly.
CCGCAGCCAUGCCCGCGACCCAGCCCGCGCCGCCCCUACGCCUGCGCCACCUGCUGCCGCUGCCGCUGCCCGUGUGUCUGCUGCUGGGCGUGGCGCUGCUGUGCCCGCUGGGCUCCGGCGCCUUCGCGGCCGACGGCCCGCAGCAGAUGUACCCGGGCGUCUCCGCCGACGAGUACGAGGCCAUGCAAAGUGGCUUUGCAUCGAUAUUACUUCUUCAGUAUUCCCACUCCUCGUUGAAAAAUGAUAAGUUGCAUUUGGACGUUGUAUAUUUGUUCAAAUAUUCUUCCCAAAGUCGUACCUUAGUAGGUGGCCAGAUUGCACUGCGGCAAAAGAGGAACAGCCUGCGCGAGCUGGAGGCGGACGCCCUGCGCCGAGCGCUGCUGCGCGACCUGCAGGAGCAGGCCAUGGAGGAGGCGGCGGCGGUGGCGGCGGCAGUUCGCGGCGGCGGCAGCAGCAGCCGAGAGGAGCCGUUGCCGCUGCCCGCCGGCGCCGGCCCCGGCCCGGGCCCCAUGCCCGCAGAGCGCCUGCCCCUGCCCCUGCCCCUCGUGCGCGCGGCCUACGGCGGCGCCGGCCCCGACCUCAGCAAAGAGGAGCCGCCCGUCAAGAAGAUGAAGAGCUUAAAUGAUAUAGUAUGUCACUCUGCUUAUUCAAGAUUUGUAAUAUGGGACGAAAACGCACCAACAGAUCCUGAACAUCACCCAAUGGCUGAACUAAUCAUCAACACUUUGAAUACAACAAAUGACUCUUCUCUUUAUCUUCAGUAAAGGCAGCUAGAGCACUACACCACAUCUACUUUCUUGCGAUGAUAAAUUUCCCUGUUAUGUAAAUCAAAUGAUCUUUUAAAUGAUUUCUACUUGUAGUAUAAAUUGAGAUUUAUCUGCAACAAUGACCCUCAAUAAGUUUCACACAAAUGCAUAACACAACAAUUGUAGUGCACAUAAAAUUCAGUUAGUUUGUAGAUAAUCAUUUCCAUUUCUCCUAUUCGCAUAGAGAUCUGCUUUCAAUAAAUAGAGCAAGGAAUUAACUCUGGUUUCUUUUCACCUCUGAUAGUUGCAAGUAUAUUUAUAGGAACAGGUAACAUGUGAUUAAGGUUUAUGAUGACAACACUUUUACAACAGAGGUUACAAGUAAAAUAGAAAAUUCUAAAUUUACCAUUUGAAAAGUCUGUAAUUCAUGCCAAAUCCUUUUAAAGCAAUAAUUUGUAAGUCAUUUCUUAUGUUCCAAGUGUUGACUUGUGUAAAAUAAUUUAUAUUCAGUAUGACUGAUAUACAUACUUACAUAAAAACAUCACAUUUUCAAAUCACUUAAUUUAUAAGCCUCUUCCAAGUAAAUAAUUUUGUAAAUAUUUUUUUGUGUUAAAUACAUAUCUCAAGAUAUAAAGCCCCAUGUGGAAAUUGCAUUUACUUGGUCAAAACUAACCUUCAGAAUUGAGUUCAUCAAAUUCCUUCAAAUAUGAUAUUCCAAAAAAGCAACAAAAUGUUUCCAUAAAUGUCUUAAAUGCAUCAAUAUUUCAAUUUGUUCUGACAAUCCCCUAAAAUACAAAUUUGCAUGACAAAUAGUCUAAUGCACCCACCUAACUGGCUAUAUUUCAGAUUCUGUAAAAUAUAAGCUGCUGGUUCAUCGAACUCCACCGUAUUACAAUAUUUUACAACUUUGAAAAUACACUUAGUUGUGUUAUUACACAAUAAAGAGAUAAAAACGGCAUCAUUUAAAGAACUGCCUACAACAGUAAUUGAAACUAUCAGAUCUUUCCUUCAAAAAGCUUCUGCAAAUGUGUAGAAAAAAUAAUGUAUAGGUUUUUUGUUCCUUAUAACUCAAACAAAAUAAUCUAAGAUGGUUAAGAUACUUUCCUAACAGUCUUUUAAAACCUGUUUACAAUUGAAGCACAGUGAUAUUCAAUAUAAAAUUGAAUUCUCAAAAAAAGCCACUUCACUGUGUUAAUCACAAAAGAUUGAUUGAUGAAAAAAAAUUAAAAGAGUAAUUUAAAAAUGAAACUUCACUUCAUUACCAUAAACAGAUAUUCUAUAGGAAUGAAAAUCCAUAAUUUACUUAAUACACUUCAGAAUCAGAAGCUUAUAAAUGAAGACGUGAGGUCCUACCACUAGAAAUUUCAAUAUUUACAUAUAAUGAAUUUAAAUGUAAAUGUUCAUUCUAAGCAAAAAAGAAAACUGAAAAAUUCUCUUUGCUUACCGAUGUGAAAAUGUAAACAUGUUUCAACAAUUUAGAAUAACAAAACAACAGAGAUUAAUAACAAAAAAACUGACAUAAUUCACAAACAAAUUUGAAGCCUGGUAUUUGAGAUGGUAUACUAAAAGUGGUGGGAAAACACAUUUCAUCACCAUACAAAAAAUACUUAUUUUUACAAAUUUUACUUGAUAUGUUCAACAAUACAAUAUUAUCACAUAUAUGAAAGUUUAUAAGUACAGAAAUAUGGUUUCUCCAUGGUUGAUUUUUCAGUUCAUUACUGGACAAUGAAAUCAGUCUUAUAUAAACCCUAUCUUCUUGGAAGAUUAACAAAUCAUGAAUUAUAUUAAUUUUGAAAGAAUUAUUGAACAUACAAAAAAUGAUAUGGUGAUUUUCUCAUAAACCACAGAACCAUGAAUAAUUGGAAAUACAAAAUCAACUUAGUAAUGCAUUUAUUUAUUCAUAAUUUGUGCAGUCCUUGACUCAAAGCAAUUUGAG